AUGCAAUUCUUAUCUAAAUGCAAUGACUUUACCAUCUUCAACGCAUUGUAUCAAGCCAAGCGCGGAUACUUUAUCAAUCCAGAGUGUCUACUCAAUGCGGCCUCCGGAGGCUCACCAGAGAUUGUGGCAACCCUCGCGCGACAAGUCAACCCAACAUCAUUCAAACGAGAUUCAUCCUACACUGGCCACAUCCUCUCAAUAUGUUGGUCUUCUCGAAGCUAUAGCUUGUACUUCUAUGUUCUGGAGCAUGUCAUGGAUGAGCAUGGCGUACCACUGGAGGAGAUACAGUCCAAGUUCCGGUCGCAGGUCCAGGCAUUGUUGAUGAGCGAUAUCAAGAUGUUUGGAAAAGUGAGAAGAAUGGCCAGUCAAUCAUUCCUUCAGGCAAUGACCGAGUAUCUCGCUGCCCAUCCAGAGGUGUUGGUGAUGACCGAGGACAAGGAGCUCAUCGAUCAGUAUGCCAAUGCCCAUCCUCAUUUGUUGCCGGCAUAUGCCAAGAUAGGCCCUCUGGCACACCUCUACUGGGAGACAUGUCCCAAAAGCGAUACGGUAUUCCGUCGACAGAUUGACAUCGGCAACAUCUUCAAGCUGGACUAUGAGACGCUCGAGAACGAUGCACUCUAUCGCAUCAAACGAUCGAAGCAACACUUGCAAGAGUAUGGAGUUGAUACGAGGCACCUUCAAAAGAUCAAGCCUGGCGACAAGCUGUUCUGGGACGUAUGUCUCUUGGAGCUGAUGUCCCAGGGCAAGCUGGAGAUCAAAGAGUCGAUAUUAAUCAUAUCCAGCGUGAUCAAGACGAGUGGAGUUGAGCUGGUGCCCUACAUCGUGUCGCACUUGUCGGCAAAGGCAGAUCGCCAGGAAGCCGUCGAGAUUAACUUCAAUGAGCUGUGCGAGUGGGGCUCAGUGCAGCAGGUACGCAUCGGUAUGAGGCAUCUGGAGGCACAGCGCAAGUUGAGCUCAGUGGUCAAGAUGAAGCUCUGGCACACAUUGAACGAUGCGCCACACGCCGUCAUCGAGGUCGUGUUGGAAAAGCUUGGCACAGAGUUGUGCGAUCUUCGUAAGAAGGACUACACAAUACGCAAUCCAACGGCACCCAUACUCAGAGACUUGGCAGACAGCGUCAACUUUAGAUACACUCAAUUCUCACAAGUACACUAUAUCACUGAUGACGACACGAUCAAGUAUGUGUUGGCUCAUCGUCAUAGUUGUGGUGUGGCGAGGUUAUGUCUGACUGCCGCCAGGUUUGGAUACUUGGACAUCUUGCAAGGUAUCAUUGGUUCCAGUGGACAAUCUUUUGAUCAAGCACUAUCAAAUGCAUUGGUUGGUGGACAUCGUAAUGUGAUUGGAUAUCUCCUGGAGGUGAGGCCAUACCUGGAUCAACAAGAUCAGCUACUACUUGUCAAGUUGAACGAUGUCCAGUUGUUUGACUAUGUCUUGGACAAGCUUCCAAGGGAUGCACAGAUCUAUACUCUUCAUCAAUUCAUUGACAACCCAGAUCUGAUCAAAUCAUUCUUUGAGUUUGGCAGUACUCAAUUGUUCCAACAUGUCAAGCAACGAUACGCCAAAGUCUAUGUCCAAGGCCAAGCCCAUGACCAAAGACAGAAGAUGCGCGAAAAGCUGGCAAUUGGAAUCCAUCCAAAGUAUACCCAUUAUGGCAACGUGGACAUCAUCAAGUUUAAUAUUGGACACUUUGUACAUAGCGAGGAAGCAUUGAAAUAUGCCAUACUACAUAAUAGAGUGGAAGUGUUUGAUCUACUCUUCAACAAGUUGAUGCAGAUGGAUCAGUACUUUGAGGAGAGUCGAUCAGUGACCAGUCGACAGCGCAUAUCUGGUAUCUUCAAGGAGAACAUCAUACUUGUCAAGUCCGACCUCUACGCCAUCAUGUGGCACGGUAUCCAGCAGCAUGGCUUGGACGUUGGUCUUGAUCCAUGGAUCAGGCUAAAGAAGCAAAAGAAGUUAAGGUAUCCAGACAACGGAAUCUGGCAUUCACUGGCAUUACUAAACAAGAGGAAGUGUAAAGAAUUGAUCAAUCAUCAGCGAUAUAUGCGCAGACCAAGCACUCCCAUGCCAAUACAGCAUGAUGGUGCAGACCUCAAGCUCAUCCUUAACAAUCUUGGCAUCAUAUUCAUCGAUGUGAAUAAAUAA
Molecule: messenger RNA, 2142 nt
Organism: Acytostelium subglobosum LB1
Lineage: Eukaryota; Evosea; Eumycetozoa; Acytosteliales; Acytosteliaceae
Exons: 1
Coding region: 1-2142 (713 amino acids)
Source: RefSeq, a predicted model, not a curated record